Staurois parvus is the source of this 404-nucleotide messenger RNA. Lineage: Eukaryota; Metazoa; Chordata; Amphibia; Anura; Ranidae. The record is from the annotation of a GenBank genome assembly.
UGCUGGAUGACACAGGGGAGCCAGGUCAUGUGACUAGAGUAGGUAAGCAUACAGAUCUUUCUUCCACAGAUGAGUGAGCAUGGGUGUUCGUUCACGGGUGUCAAACUGGUGGCCCUCAAGCUACAAGUCCCAUGAGGCAUUGCAAGACUGACAGUUACAAGCAUGGCUCCAAAGGCAGAGGCAUGAUGGGACUUGUAGUUUGGCAACAGCUGGAGGGCCGCCAGUUUGACACCCCCGUAAGUUGGCUUGUUUCCCAGUCCUGUGGCCCUCCAGCUGUUGAAAAACUACCCAUCAUGCCUAUGCUUCUUGGAGUCAUGCUUGUGGCUAUCAAAGUCCUGCAAUGCCUCAUGGGACAUGUAGUCCUGCUAUAGCUGGAGGCCCAAAGUUUACCUACCCCUGGCCUA